This is a messenger RNA of Mytilus trossulus (common blue mussel), 1089 nucleotides long. Its product is annotated as UDP-glucose 4-epimerase-like. Gene Ontology annotation, molecular function: UDP-glucose 4-epimerase activity. Gene Ontology annotation, cellular component: cytosol. Lineage: Eukaryota; Metazoa; Mollusca; Bivalvia; Mytilida; Mytilidae. The transcript is spliced from 9 exons. The record is from RefSeq and is a predicted model, not a curated record. Gene Ontology annotation, biological process: beta-D-galactose catabolic process via UDP-galactose, Leloir pathway. The coding region runs from base 1 to 1026 and encodes 341 amino acids.
AUGUCAAGAGGGUGUAUUUUGGUAACAGGAGGAGCCGGUUUUGUUGGCAGCCAUUCUGUUAUAGAACUUAUCAAUGCAGGAUAUUCUGUUGUUGUUGUAGACAACUUUGUUAAUGCUAAUAAUGAAAGUGUUAAACGAGUUGAAGAGAUAUGUGGAACAAGUAUACCUAUAUACAAUUUAGAUUUAACAAAUAAAUCUGAUUUAGAAGAUGUGUUUAAAAAGCAUGAAUUUACCAGUGUGAUACAUUUUGCUGGACUGAAAAACGUAGGAGAGUCCUGUGAAGUGCCAUUAUUAUAUUAUAAUGUUAAUGUAGGAGGAGCCAUAAACCUAUUAGAGGUCAUGAAAGAAAAUAACGUCAAAAAUUUAAUUUUCUCAAGUUCCUGUACGGUUUAUGGCGACCCUAAAUAUUUACCUGUAGACGAGAACCAUCCGACAGGUGGAUGUACUAAUCCAUAUGGAAGAACCAAGUUCUUCAUAGAGGAAAUAUUAAAAGAUCUUUGUAUAGCAGACCCAGAUUGGAACAUUGUCGUUUUACGUUACUUCAAUCCAGUUGGUGCUCACAAAUCAGGAAAAAUUGGAGAAGACCCUAAAUGUAUUCCGAAUUUAAUGCCGUAUUGUGCCCAGAUACUAGUAGGAAAGAGAAAAGAGCUGAACGUUUAUGGGAAUGAUUAUGACACGCCAGAUGGAACAGGAGUGAGAGACUACAUUCAUGUAUCUGAUGUGGCGACAGGACAUGUAGCAGCACAGAAAAAAGUAGAGGAAAAAUGUGGUUUGAAGAUAUACAACUUAGGAACAGGACAAGGAUAUUCUGUGAUGGAAAUGAUUAAAGCAUUCAGUGAAGCUGCAGGCAAACCAGUUCAAUAUAAAAUAACAGGAAGACGUGCUGGUGAUGUAGCUUCAACUUACAGCAAACCAGAUUUGGCUGCUAAAGAGUUGGGGUGGAAAGCCACCAGAGGUUUGAGUGAAAUGUGUGAAGAUUUAUGGAGAUGGCAGACAAUGAACCCUGACGGAUUCAAUUCAAACUGACCAACAUCUUAAAAAACAUAACUUAACACAGCGAACCUAGGGCUAAUAAAUAAAGGCAACAGU